AUGGCCCUCGCGCAAGUUCCCGAAGUCUCCCCCAAUGGCCAUGUCAGCAUAUGGUACCCAGUGCCCCUGAGCAAUGGCUCACUCCUUUCGUUAAAUGCAAUCGAUACCCUUGUAAUGUCGUAUGAUACCCAGUGGCAAGCCGCAAAUGCCAGUAUGUGGUGUCUUACAACCCAGACGCAAAACGCCGACACUGAUCUAUACACCGGUCAAAGUCUUGGAUCUGAUCUUGAAUCCACAGGCAACUAUAUAAUCCACGAUCUCAACAGCCAGAUUGGUGGCACAGAGUUCCCACUGCCAUGUCAUUUCGCAUUUGUUGACCCCAGCAACGAAACAGAUACCUAUGCGGGUGGAUCAUUCAUAAUGGUCAGCACAACCGGCAUUGCAUCGACGUGGUCACUGAAGGAUCACGCGGCUACGCAAGUUAGCGGCUCCUUAACAUCAACUUCGAUUGGCGUGAUUGCGACUUCCCUCUCAACCUCCGCGGGGACAAUGCCAUACACAGCUCAGUCUUCUGCAUCGUCAACAUCAUCAUCUCCUGAGCCUGCAAGUUCUGCGCCAAACUCAUCGUCAAAGCCAUCAUCCAAGAGCCUCAGUUCCGGUGCCAUUGCGGGCAUCGUCUUGGGGGUGGUCUUCGGAAUUGCCGGAAUUGCAGCCUUAGUUUGGUGGAUCAUGCGCAAACGCAGGCAGGCCCGGAAGAGCAACAACGCUGCGGUUUCAAAGCUGGAAUCUCCUUUCGAAAGCUCUGCACCAGAGGUGACAAAUGAAGUUCACGGACGGUAUUGGAGCCAGGCUUCGGAGCUUGGGAGUGACGUUACUAAGGAGCAUGUCGCCGAGUCAGAGACAAAGCCGUCCCAAAAAAUUGGACCGCAUGAGAUGGCGGCGCCUGAGGCUCCGACUGUGGUGCUUGAUACACAAGUCAGGGAAGUUGCAAACAGCGAUAGGUGGGCUUCGGAACAAAGUGAUGACACACCCGGAAGGCAGCAUCGUUAA
This is a messenger RNA of Exophiala bonariae, 990 nucleotides long. RefSeq lists its product as uncharacterized. The record is from RefSeq and is a predicted model, not a curated record. The coding region runs from base 1 to 990 and encodes 329 amino acids. The transcript is spliced from 2 exons. NCBI's taxonomy places the organism in Eukaryota, Fungi, Ascomycota, Eurotiomycetes, Chaetothyriales, Herpotrichiellaceae.